This is a messenger RNA of Radiomyces spectabilis, 402 nucleotides long. RefSeq lists its product as uncharacterized. The coding region runs from base 1 to 402 and encodes 133 amino acids. NCBI's taxonomy places the organism in Eukaryota, Fungi, Mucoromycota, Mucoromycetes, Mucorales, Radiomycetaceae. The transcript is spliced from 4 exons. The record is from RefSeq and is a predicted model, not a curated record.
AUGCCUCGUUUCAACCUCACAAAAACUCAACUUCCACUUAUUACUCAAAUGAAGAAUCUGUUGAAGGUUCGUCGAACCGAUGAUUGCGCUGACGAGCUCAUCGUCGAAGCGGCUCCAAAGUUUUUCAAUUUGAUGGAUCUCCACGAAGAAGUUCAAGACGUCGUGGACUGUGCGAGUUUGACCGUCGGUUCAUACGUGCCCGCGUCUGUCUCUGUUUCUGUGGCAUCGCCCACCUCGUCUCCUGUUUCGGCCCCUGUCUGGUUUGGUGUGUGUUGCCGCACCUCCUUCCGCCUCUUCGCCUGUAACUACGACUACCUUUGCGCCCGUGUCUGUUUGCGUGUUUCUGUAUGCCCCGGUCUAUUCUAUGAGGUGAAAUCGAUUACAAGAGCUUCCAUUGCUUAG